AAAUUGCUUUGUGCAUUAUAAUUAAUCUGUUUCUUCAGAUUGAUUCUGAAAGAGAUUAUGGCUCCAAAAUACGUCGUCGUUCCGAUCUGUUCAUCACUAAUCCUCUUGUUGACAUUGCUUUCAGUUCCAUUGGUGUCCAAAGCUGAGCUUUAUGCACAUUAUUAUGACCAAACAUGUCCUCAGUUGGAGAAAAUCAUAUCAGAAGCAGUCCUCAAUGCUUCAAAAUAUGACCCAAAAGUGCCUGCUCGUAUACUCAGGAUGUUCUUUCAUGACUGUUUCAUCAGGGGUUGUGAUGCAUCGAUACUUUUGGACUCAACUCCAAUGAACAAAGCAGAGAAAGAUGGCCCCCCAAAUGUGUCAGUCCGAUCAUUCUACGUCAUCGACGAAGCCAAAGCCAAGCUUGAAAAGGCAUGCCCUCGUACAGUUUCAUGUGCUGAUAUUCUCGCCAUUGCAGCAAGAGAUGUGGUAGUCCAGUCUGGGGGUCCAUAUUGGGAGGUUCUAAAAGGAAGGAAAGAUGGAAGAGUGUCAAAAGCAUCUGAUACGAGGAACCUGCCAGCUCCAUCUUCAAACGUCACCCAACUCAUUCAGAGCUUCGCUGCGAGAGGAUUGGACGUCAAAGAUAUGGUCACUCUCUCAGGUGGUCACACUCUGGGAUUCUCACACUGUUCUUCAUUCGAAGCUCGCCUCAAAAAUUUCAGUCUGCUACAUGACGUUGAUCCCACUUUGAACACUGAGUUUGCCAAAGAUCUGAAGAAGAAAUGCCCAGCAACCCCAUUUAGGGACCAUAAUGCUGGACACUUCUUGGACUCCACAGCUUCGGUGUUUGAUAAUGACUACUACAAGAGAUUGAUUGCUGGGAAAGGUGUGUUUUUGUCAGAUCAAUCACUUGUUGGAGAUUGGAGGACCAGGUGGAUUGUUGAAGCUUUUGCUUAUGAUCAGAGUUUGUUCUUCAAGGAGUUUUCUGCUUCCAUGUUGAAACUCGGAAAUGUGGGUGUCUCUACAAAUGGAGAAGUGAGACUUCAUUGCCGGAUUGUGAACUGAGAUUUGAGAGAGAGACAUAAUAACCAGAUUUUACUGUCUUUUUUUCCUUCUACUGCGUAUCCUUGUGGCUUACAACGAUGUCACAAGUAUAACGAUAUUGUUAUUACCCAUGUUUCGAUUAAUGUAAUUUGCUUAAUAAAAGGAAUGAAUUUGAAAUUUUCAAAAAUUUUAAGUUUU
Neltuma alba is the source of this 1218-nucleotide messenger RNA. RefSeq names its product peroxidase 66-like. The transcript has 3 exons. The record is from RefSeq and is a predicted model, not a curated record. Bases 58 to 1041 code for a protein of 327 amino acids. Gene Ontology annotation, biological process: response to oxidative stress; hydrogen peroxide catabolic process. Gene Ontology annotation, molecular function: peroxidase activity; heme binding. Lineage: Eukaryota; Viridiplantae; Streptophyta; Magnoliopsida; Fabales; Fabaceae.